UCUGUAACAUCUCUUACACAACAGACGCAACAGGUUACCAGAGAAUAUCCUCAAGUUCUGCGUUUUCAGUUCUUUGAUUUUUUUCAAUACGAAGAUGACCGUGGUAUGUACUGUUAAGUUGACGGUGUUGUUGACGUUCUUCCUCUUUGCUGAAUGCGCUGCUGGUUCAUGCUUGAGCUAUGGUCAUUCCUGUUGGGGUGCCCAUGGUAAAAGAAACGGCGGAGCAGCUAUGAACCCACAAUACCAGAGCAACAGGUUACUCUUGUCCAGAUUGAUGCAACCCAACAGCAUGAACGAUAAAGAACUGGAUAACACGCCGACCAUGUUGGAAAUAAAGCAGUUGCUGAACGAGGGUGAGGUGGAAUCCAACCCCUUAAAAGGGAUGAACGACUACGAUUCUGCUGUUGAUGUUCUUUUCGAUGAGUCUCUUCCAUCCUACGAAGAUGUUCCAGUAAGACAGUUCAAAACAACGAAUGGUAGAAGAAUACCAUCAAGAAUAUUCAAGCGGUCAACGAAAACUACUUAACUUCAAACUAUGGAUUAUUUAGUUGUGUGAAAACGACUCUAACUUCAAUCUUCAACAGAAAGGCUGGAAUGGUGAAUAUUGAAGAUUAUUCGAGAUCACCUAUAAUAAUUUUUUACCAUGUUAUAUGUACUUGCAACCUAUGUAUGUAUCAAUUAAAAUAUGUAUGAAUAAAAUACGUGAACAAGU
Messenger RNA from Harmonia axyridis, 712 nucleotides. RefSeq lists its product as uncharacterized. The coding region runs from base 95 to 526 and encodes 143 amino acids. The record is from RefSeq and is a predicted model, not a curated record. The transcript has 5 exons. Lineage: Eukaryota; Metazoa; Arthropoda; Insecta; Coleoptera; Coccinellidae.